UAGUUGGAUAAUUGGAUGAUUCAUGAUUGUGUCCCAGUCCAAUUAGAACCAUUAUUUUUUGUAAUAAAAAAAAAAGUGAUUAAAAGUUACAGUAAAUCUUGUCUUCAUGCAGAUAAAUAGCUUACUAUAAAAAUUAUUUUGGGUAAAAUCACAUCUAUCUAUAUCUAUCCAUUCUUCUCUUUUGACUUAACAUCAACAUAAAUUUUCCAACUACAAUCAGGAAAAAUGAAGCAAAUGGAUUAUUUGAAGAUGAAGACAGAGGAUGAAUUUCCAAGUAAUCAAUUGAGUUCAGAUUUGAAGGAGGUGCAUAAUGCUGCUAAAAAGCUUGCUUCUGAUGUUAUCAAGCUUGGUGGUUUGGGUUUUGGCACCUCUUUUCUUCAAUGGAUUGCUUCCUUUUCUGCCAUUUAUUUGUUGGUUUUGGAUCGCACGAACUGGAAGACUGAGAUCCUAACCGGACUCUUAGUGCCUUACAUUUUCUUCAGCCUCCCUGGGAUUUUGUUCAACUUUCUGAGGGGAGAGAUUGGAAUGUGGAUUGCUUUCGUCACUGUCAUAUUGCGUGUUUUCUUUCCACAACGCUUCCCUGAUUGGCUGGAGCUGCCAGGUUCUGUCAUUCUCAUCAUAGUGGUAGCUCCGAGUUUGUUAGCAUCCUAUGUCCGUGGUGGUUGGAUUGGCGCAGGAAUAUGUUUGGCGAUUGGGUGUUACUUGCUGCAAGAACACAUUCGAGCAUCAGGAGGGUUUAGGAACUCCUUCACAAGGGCUAACGGGGUAUCAAACACCGUAGGCAUAAUCCUUUUGCUGGUCUAUCCAGUUUGGUUUCUGAUAGUCAACAUUCUCUAAUCUGCUUGAAUUCUUCUGUGGCUUGUACAUUUGUUGGCUGUUUUUACAUGUACAAGGCUUAGUAUCUUAUCAUUGUUUGUUACUGCAUUUAAAUUUUUGUGCUGAACAUGCUUUAAUUUCAUUUGUUUGUACCUAAUUUUUAAGAGUCAAAUAAAAUUUAUGUGGAUUCUUAAGCUUUUGUCA
Messenger RNA from Chenopodium quinoa (quinoa), 1020 nucleotides. RefSeq names its product cold-regulated 413 plasma membrane protein 2-like. Gene Ontology annotation, cellular component: membrane. The transcript is spliced from 5 exons. Lineage: Eukaryota; Viridiplantae; Streptophyta; Magnoliopsida; Caryophyllales; Amaranthaceae. The coding region runs from base 226 to 837 and encodes 203 amino acids. The record is from RefSeq and is a predicted model, not a curated record.